UGCGAGGUGUGAUGGAAUGAUCCGUUGGUCGUCGGGUGACGUGGUGCGGUGGACGAAGCGCAUCUCGGCGCUGGCGAGGAGCGGGCGCGAGGCGGAGGCGGUGUCGGCGUUCGCCAGGAUGGACGCGGCGCCGAACGCGCUCACGCUCGCGAGCGUCCUCCCGGCGUGCGCCGGGCUGCGGGACCUCGCCCUGUGCCGGGCCAUCCACGGGCUCUGGCUCCGCCGCGGGGGCGGCCACGGCGCCAACCCGAUCCUGGACAACGCCGUGCUGGACGUGUACGCCAAGUGCGGCGCCCUCGCCAGCGCGCGCCGGCUGUUCGACGAAAUGCCGGAGAGGGACGUGGUCGCCUGGACGACCAUGGUGUGGGGGCUCGCAAGGAGCGGCAGCCCCCAGGACGCUGUCGCGAUGUUCCGGGCGAUGCUCUCCGACGGCGUCGCCUCGCCGAGCGAUGCCACGUUGGUCAGCGCCCUGCACGCCGUGGCCACCUCCGGUUCUUUGGUCAGCUGCAAGCUGCUGCACUCGUACGCCACGAAGCAAGGUCUCGGAGGCGAGCUGGUCGUCGGCAACGCAUUCAUCGAUGCCUACGCCAAGUGUGGUAACGCCGGGCUGGCGUUCAAGGUGUUCGUCGAGCUCCCGGAGAAGGACAUGGUUUCCUGGGGCACCAUCACGCGGGCCAUGGCCGUGCACGGCCGGCACAGGGAGGCGCUGCAGCUCUUCUCGCUGAUGCUCCGGCGCGGGGUCCGGCCGGACGCCGCCGUGUUCCUUGCGCUGCUCACCGGUUGCUGCCACGCCGGGCUGGUGAGCCAAGCGCUGCUGCUCUUGGACGCCAUGGCGAGGGUGUACGGGAUCUCGCCGCGGGGGGAGCACUACACGUGCGUGCUGGACGCCUGCGGCCGGGCCGGGCAGCUCGACAGAGCUGGAGAAAUCUUCAGGCAGAUGGCCGUGGAACACGACGCUGAUCAGAAGGCGUUUGGAGCUUACUGCUCUUGUGCCGUGUCCGAUGGCGUUGCCGGUGCCGCCGGCGAGCGGCUGGCGGAGCUGUUCCUCGACGGAGAAGUAGACGCCGGAGGAGGCACAUAUGCUCUAAUGUGCAAGUCGCUCGCUGGUGCAGGGAGGUGGGAGGAUGCCUGGGCUGUCCGCGAGAGGAUGGUUGCAAGAAGGAUUGGAAAGGCAGCUGCUUGUACCUGGAUUGAAGUGUAGCAUCACUCUGCUUCAUUAUCCCGGAUGGAAAUGUAUUUGUGUAAAAAAAAAGCAUUUUGGAUUUAAACAAUUCAACAGUGGUUUUAACACUUUAACUAGAGGGUGUGGUUACAAGUUGCAGAAGAUGGGUUGUCAAACACCUGA
Oryza brachyantha (malo sina) is the source of this 1345-nucleotide messenger RNA. Its product is annotated as putative pentatricopeptide repeat-containing protein At3g13770, mitochondrial. The record is from RefSeq and is a predicted model, not a curated record. Gene Ontology annotation, molecular function: RNA binding; protein binding. The coding region runs from base 17 to 1201 and encodes 394 amino acids. The transcript has a single exon. Gene Ontology annotation, biological process: RNA modification. Lineage: Eukaryota; Viridiplantae; Streptophyta; Magnoliopsida; Poales; Poaceae.